Molecule: messenger RNA, 4725 nt
Organism: Blastomyces dermatitidis ER-3
Lineage: Eukaryota; Fungi; Ascomycota; Eurotiomycetes; Onygenales; Ajellomycetaceae
Product: glycosyl transferase family 17 protein
Exons: 1
Coding region: 2145-3194 (349 amino acids)
Biological process (GO): protein N-linked glycosylation; N-acetylglucosamine metabolic process
Cellular component (GO): membrane
Molecular function (GO): beta-1,4-mannosylglycoprotein 4-beta-N-acetylglucosaminyltransferase activity
Source: RefSeq, a predicted model, not a curated record
UGGCAAUCCUCAUAUUUACACGAAUACAUUGUCCCCUCACCUGCACAUAACUCAGAAGUAGCACUCCCUAGUUUGAAACGGGCCAGCUUUCCGCUUCCAGUCGACAUUUCUUUACUCCAUUCUGUAUCCUCUAUCAAAUCUGGAACGGAAUGCACGGCUUUCCCUGUGACCUCCGUUAUCCAGCCGUAUCGUUUCCAAAUAAUCUCCGACAGGCGACGGUGUGUCUUGUACUGAUGCACGGCAUAUUGAACGUCUCCCCUCUCGUUCAAUGCCUCGCCCCACUCAUUGAUAUUCACAAUCGGUGUUGUGCCGACCGUGCCAAAGAGCGCCUCUUCAUUCGGCACCAUGGAUGCGUGUCCGAGCCCCGCUUGAGUCAACUUGGUGUCGAGUAACUUUGAAUAGAAUAUAUGGAUGUGGAUAGCCUGAUCAUUGCAUUCAUACUUUGACCACAUCAGCUCCGCUGCCAUGGUCCGCAAAUACACUGCCAUUGCCAUUGCAGUACCGUAUGUCGACCCGGCACACAGGCGAUCCAGGGACUUGUAAGACUCCGCUUGGUUUUGCGACAUAUAGGAACGAGCGCACGCAUCGAACCAACCAACAUGCACUUUACAUUGACCAAUUUUCAAGCCGCGCCACUCUGCGAAGUAGAGCAGUUCAGUACCGCUUCCCAUCUCCAUGUUAAAUGGGUUGCGCUGGAAUGCCACGUCGAGGUCGCAAACGAGUAUCUUGUCCCAAGCAGUCGGCACGCCCCCAACGAAAUUGGCGAACCCCUGAAACCGCCUCAUGACAAUAGGUGCAUCCGUUUCGGGUAGCACCCCGACGAAUUCCAGAGAGGGGUACCUUUCAAGCAGAGCUUUGAGGCCGUCUGAGGGGGUUCGAGCGACGUCGGGAGGAGUGAUGAUUUUCACGAGGACUUUGACUGGGAGGCAGGCAGAGUGGUCUGGCACAUCGUGGCCGACUGCCAGCUCCAGCGACUGCAUAAAGAUGAAUAUCUGGUCCAACAUUUUCGCUCCAUCCACGGCGCUCAGAAUAAGAUUGGGUUUCAAAGAAGGACAUGAUGUGAUUGUGGUAACAGGCCGCAGGGCCUUCAUGUCCACUUGAGAAUUCCACUCAGAGAAUCCGACUGCUAUGGAUUUCACAUUGAGGUAGACGCAGAUGGUCACCACGAAAAUUAUUAAAUAGACGAAGGGGCCUCGUUUAAAAGUCCAUCGACAAAGCGACACAGCAUUGACGCCCAUAUUGUCUUGUACAGAUGGAGUGGGUAUAUAUUUGCUUAGUGAAGGAAGGGCACAUCAACCAGGAGGACCAUCUGCACCACUUCGAAGAUCAAUCAAUGAGGGAAAUAUCCAUGUUCGCUAGAUGACAGAUUUCAAUAUCCUGACCUCAGCAAUCCCACUCUGCAGCAGGUCGAAAGGUGGCUGGCGUCCAUAUCAACAUUUGUUCCGAUGUAGUCGAGACUGUUUCGACUCCAACUCCCGCUCAAGUUUCUGUUGAUAUUUGUCCAAUACAAGGAAAUUCAACGAUCAGCACAUGUCCUCGUCAGGCACACAGUUGAUGAAUAACAAAUGAGAAAAGAACAAAUAACCUAUUAGGUAACUUCUCUUACAUUCUCUCUUUUCCCUUUCCUGUUAUUUCUUUUUUCGAUGUAGCCAGUGUGUAUGUUAUGGGGCGUGCCGCGGAUGACUGGCUUGAGAUUUGGGGAAACUAACUAUUCUAUCUAUAUUUUCUUUUUCCGCCUCUAUAUCAGCUUUGUUCUAACCUGAAAUCCCGCGGUCCGGGACCCUUGACCAAUUGAUGGUCCAGAUUGGCAAUAAGAUGUUAAAUAAUAGGCAGCCUUGAAAGAGAUCUCUGCAAAGGGGAUAAUUAUGCCUUGAUCACAGCUAAGGGAGUGAGCCCCUCCUAUGUCCUCCUGUUGGGCAUCCGCUGUUGGUCAAUCUUGGAAACGACGGAGGUAGAGAAACGUGCAUUAUCCGGUUUAUUCAUAGUUUGAAAAUAUAUUAUGCCUUGUUGUGUCCAAGUCAUUCCCUUGGGGCCAUCUUCAAGGAUUUACAACUCCGGUAGACUAUGAAGCACACGGUGCUACUUCUCCUAGCAUGCUGGAUUCGUUUUAUAACUUCAGAACCACAGCAAACUGAGGCGCGCGAAUGUCUAAGCAACCGAAUAGAAUAUGGCGGGGCCUACUCAUAUCAGUGUUACUGGUCUUGACGUAUGAUCUUGUCAACCGCACGCCAUACCGGCACCUACGAUUUCAUUCCAGGAGCGCUCCAAACAAUGGCUUCCUAUCCAUUGCCAAAGCCCAAACGCUGUGCAGCACGUACGACCUAUCAAUCUUCCCGGAGCGAGCACAACAUCGCAAGAUCUACGACCUCAUGUUGGUCAGCACCGAGCUAGACUGGCUUGAAGUUCGUAUGAAUGAGCUCAAACACCAUGUCGACUACUUCGUUAUAGUCGAAUCGGCGCAUACAUUUACUCAGAAACCCAAGCCUCUCCAUUUCAAGGAGAACUUUACCCGCUUCGCUCCUUUCCAAUCUCAAAUACUUUACCACAAUCUCGAUAUCUCCAGCUUAGGAUCCAACAGCACCUGGGAGCGUGAAGCUUUCCUUCGCAACGGACUCUUCGAUUCUGUCUUUCCCAGUUUAGUCGGUGAUGCGGAGCCUUCACUCAAUGAUGUUAUCCUGGUAUCAGACGUCGACGAAAUUCCCCGGCCAUCUACCCUGAACGUUCUCAGAAACUGCGCCUUUCCGGAGCGUGUCACCCUCCGCAGCCGUUUCUUCUACUACUCCUUCCAAUGGCAACAUGUCGGCGAUGAAUGGCACCAUCCCCAAGCGACAUUCUACCAAGGGCCAGAGAAAACAAUCAAACCAGAAGACCUACGGAUGGGUGGCGGCGCACUUGAUCUGUGGAAUGCCAGCUGGCACUGCAGCUCCUGCUUUUCAACAGUGGCUGAGAUGGCGAAGAAGCUGGAGAGCUUUUCCCACACAGAGUACAACAAGCCGGAGUUCCGGGAGCCGCAGGAAAUCGUGCGAAGGGUUCGGAAUGGGCUGGACCUGUUCGAUCGUGAGGGCCAGUUGUAUGAGCGUGUACAAUCGGGUUAUGACGCACCGCAAUAUGUGAAGGCGAAUAAAGAACGAUUUUCAUAUAUGUUGGAUCGGGAUGCAGAAAAUGCGAACUUUAAGGACUAUACUUCGGAAUGAUGGGUCUAGAUUCCUUAUUUUACACUAUCUUAUCGUGUAUUUUAUAGAACGGACUUGAUAAGCGUUUUUAGAAUUGGAUGGAUACUCACCAAAUAAGAAGUGAGGGUUGUGGCGUUUACAUGGAGCUACAUAGAAGAGGGAAACGAAAAACGAUAAGAACUGGAUGACGAUUGAAUGAGUUCAUUGAUCUAAAUUUAGAGCACAUACUGUAGUUACACAAGCUCCUAGAGCGGCGUUCAUCCUAUUGUAUAACUAUGCAAUAUAUCCAAUAUUGGCUACUAGCUUGCUAACCUUGGAAUAACCCAAAUAGAUGAACAAGGUUUACCCGAACCCCUGAAUAUGACAUAUACUUGUAGCCGGUUAUUCAAAUCUAUAUAAUCCAUCGCUGAUGGAGGACGCUUGCUCAACAAAACAGAGCUAAAAAUACUAUAGUCAUUACGGAGUACUGUACAUCUUCUUCAAUUAGUAGUCUUAAAUUUCUGGGUUAGCAAAUAAGUAUGUAUAACCCGAUUCAACAGAACAGACAAAUAGAUAAUAAUUCACAAUCAGAACUUUAUCAAAAUGUAUAGAAAUUGCAACAGAAGUGUAGUGGCACGUACGUGUUUGAAUGCCAUGAACUAACGGGAUUUUUUGAAAACCCUAAAAAUAAAUGAAGUUAACAGCAAGGUAUAGGGCUCGUCUAGCUGGGCCAAUUUACAUGUUCCAAGGACGCUAUGCUAUCAUCAUCAACCCGCGGGGGAAAACAGAAAAAGAAGUAAAAAAAAGAAAAGAAAAAGGGCAACACUCUAACUAUCUGCUCUCCAACCGGCUCAACGCACCCAACACAAUCGCCAAGUCUUCCUUCUCUAUUCUGAAAUCAUCCGCUCCAUCACCAUCUGAAUCUGCACCUCCCUCUUCGCCCUCUCCCUCCUCCUCGUACGCCCCCGACUCUCCAACUUUCUGCUUCCCCUUUCUCCUUCUCGUUCUCAUCGUACGACCAUUACUGCUAACUCCCAGCUCCUCCCCGCCAACUCCUCUUGGCCGUAACCGAUCGCGCUCUUCCAAUCGACGCGCACAGAUCGCAAGAACCUGCCCCGCCACGUCAUCCGCUGCGCGGCGGAAGAGUUCUACGUCGUGGAUUCCUGAGGCGAAGGAGUCGAGUGUUGGUAUUAAAGAAGUUGUUAGGCGGGAGAGGCGGGACGUUAUGUUAGAUAUGGAAGUAUAGGAUGGGUCUGCUUGUUGGGUUGGUGUAGAUUUAUCGGUAGAGGUGGAAGUAAUGUUUGAUGGGUUUAGAGAAGUCAGGAUAGCUAGUUGUGAAGGGUCGAGGAGGUCGGGGUUUAUCGCAUUUAGUUGUGGAGUGGAUGUGGAUGGUUGUUGGGUAUCGGAGGAUUGUGCGGAUGUCGAAGAUGGAGGUCUUAUUCUUGGAAUGGACGGGGGACGGAGUAGGGAUGUGAGUGAUUGUCGUUCUAGUUGAAGUCUGCCGUAUAGAGUUAGUAUUUGCUUUGGUUGUAUGCAUAAAAAAAUGAACUGCAUUGAACUGCAUUGAACUGCA